Molecule: messenger RNA, 1191 nt
Organism: Pimephales promelas (fathead minnow)
Lineage: Eukaryota; Metazoa; Chordata; Actinopteri; Cypriniformes; Leuciscidae
Gene: cd59b
Product: CD59 molecule (CD59 blood group) b
Source: RefSeq, a predicted model, not a curated record
GGGCCAGAGCUCGAGCAGGGAAGAGGUGGCACGAGGAAUUCUUUUGGUUCGCUGAAAAGCACAAGCUUGGACGUUUGUGUAACGUCUGGAUUCUUUUGAGCGGGUUUAUUGUUGUUCAUUAUCAGUCUCUUCGGUCGGGGAGGUUUUCUCACGAUGAAGUGCUCUCUUGGACUUUUACUGCUGGUCUGUUGUGUGUCUCUUAGCUUCGGCAAUACGCAUUAUGGAAUGCGAUUCUCUGCAGGCUCGUCUCUUCAAUGCUACAGGUGUGAGGAUUACACUGGGGGCCAUUGCUCAAUACAGCAAGUUUGUUCUUAUGAGGACGCAUGUUUAUAUCUUCAUGAGAAAGGUGGGAAGACCAUUCGCCGGUGCAUUCGAUACACUGACUGUGAUAACUCUCGUCUGUCCCAGAAGUUCCCGUCGAUAUCCGAAUACACUUACAGAUGUUGCAACACUGACCUGUGUAACAGCGGGCCCGUGACUGCUGCAAGCACGUCGGUCUUAUCCCUGCUAGCGGCGCUCAGUGGCCUCUGGUCCUGCUGCAUCUCUGCAUGAUUUCACCCCGAAGUUUUUUCUGUUGCUAUCUAUAUAUUUACUAUGUACCAUUAUUUAGCGAUUGCUCGUUUUUUACUAACCACUUAUAAAUCGCAAAGUACUGUUUGUGGUAAAUUAUUUGUCUAAUACCAUUUUGUUUUUACUUUUUAUUUUGAAAACAUUUUAUUUUGGCUGAUAUUUUUAAAAAAUAAUAAUGCUGUAAAAUGUCUGACCUUUUCAUAUAUGACCUUUGUAUGUUGUACCUUUACAUGUUAUGAGUAAAAUAAUAAUUACAAAAAAAACUUGAUUUUCUGAUUUUCUACGUUCUAGACAUUUUUAAAGAAAUACUUAUGUUUUGUUGUUUAAGCGUUCCUCCUUACCAACUUAAAUGUUCAGUUUCAAACCGCCUGCAACAGUUCAAGUGUCCGUUCAGCACCGCGGACAGCUCCACUUCAACUAGCCAUUCUACAGCAGCACCUAAAGCGUUCACGCCAUGCCGUCAUUACUGUAAACAAAGCUCUGUAUGCUUUCCAACCGCUCUCGCUGUACUUUUAUGUCAUACACUGAUCGAUCAGCACAGCGUUACUUUAAAGGAGUAGUUCACUUUAAAAAAAAACUUUUACUGAUAAUUUACUCACUCUUUUCUUCAGUCGAAAAGAA